Coniophora puteana RWD-64-598 SS2 is the source of this 1731-nucleotide messenger RNA. RefSeq lists its product as uncharacterized. Lineage: Eukaryota; Fungi; Basidiomycota; Agaricomycetes; Boletales; Coniophoraceae. Bases 1 to 1731 code for a protein of 576 amino acids. The record is from RefSeq and is a predicted model, not a curated record. The transcript has 7 exons.
AUGGUCGUGCACGUGCGCAAUCCGCACGAGGGGCGCAAGACGGAGGACGUGGCGCGGGAGAUGGUGGGCCGGCGGACGUUUGUGGGGUGGCCGUUUUUGCAGGAGGGGACGGUGGUUGCGGUGUCGGAUUCGCUGUUCAAGUAUGAGGUGAUGCGGGUGGCGCCGGGGGCGCCGGAGAGAGUGGUGAGCACGCCGCAUGCGCCGCAGGCGCUGAGCCAUUGGAAGGGGAAGGCGGAGCGGAUUGAGAGUUUUUAUUCGAAGAAGUGUGGGGUUAUUACGGGGGAUGUGGAUGUGCUUGUGCAUGUGAGGCCGCUCAAGGGUCUGAAGCGUCUGGAGAGCGGCGCGUUCGUGAAGGACUACGAAGGGCCGGAGAAGGAGAUGGAGCAGGCGGCGCAGAUGGUCCUCUCCGAGGUCGCGUGCGAGGACCCGCGGUUUAUGGAGAAGGAGGCGCCCGCGCUCGCGGACGAGUUCCCCGAGGGCUCGAACAUCUUUUUCCUCGGCGAGCACGCGUACGGCACCGCCGCGCGCGUAUCCAAGACGGAGGAGACCACGCUCUCGAUUGUACUUGCCUUUAUACCGGCGUCCAAGGAUGAAUCCGAGCGCUUCCGUGAGGUUGUGCGUAACCGCGUCUCGCACGAGUACUUUUUAGCGCACAAGGCCGCGUCGAUGCUCGGCAUGUCCGGACGUGCGCUGUCGCGCAUCACGUCGAGCUUCAUGGUGCUCGAGCCCGGCGCCGGGGGUGGCAAGGCGAAUAUCGGGCUGAGUCUCAAGUUCGAGGCGAAGGCGCUCAAGGUGAUUAAUUGGAGUCGCAAGGAGGGCAGGCAGUGGGAGUUUAGUGAUCGGGCUGUGGAUCUGAUUAGGGAGUAUAAGGCGAAGUUCCCGGAGGUGUUCAGGUGUCUUGAUCAGAAUGGGGACGCUAUGACGCGGGUGGAGGAUAUAUGGCCUGAGAAUUCGCAUGCUCAGUUGAAAGAGGUGAAGGUGUGGUUGAAGGAGAAGGGCGUCAAGGACUUUGAGCCUGUCUCACUGUUCUCUGAUCAGCUCGACAAGGCGACCGUCGGCCAGCUCGAGGAGCUCGCCAACGACGUCGCGAAAACUGCACAAUCGACCGCAUACAAGAAAGCCAUCGUCAAAGGCAUCCCGCGGCACGCUGUGCUCAAGCCCCAGCACGCCGUCUACCGGCUGCAGAACCAGCGCUUCGUGCUCGGCGACCGCGUCACGAUGGUGCAGGACUCGGGCUCCGUGCCCAUGGCCGUGAAAGGCGUCGUCAUCGGACUCAACUCGAAAUCGAUGGACGUGCUGUGGGACGUUGCGUUCAUGGCGGGGACGACGCUCGGCGACCGGUGCUCGUCGUACAGGGGCAGCACGGUCGAGUUUGCGAGCUGUUUGAAUCUGACGCAGCCCCAGUUUAUUGCGUCGACUGCGCCGGGCUCGAAGCCGCCGCCGAGGCCGACGCAGGCGUUCCAGCCGAGGGCGGGGCCGUAUCCCGCGGUGAGGCCGCCGCAGGGGCAGCAGGCUGUUGCGGGGUUCAGGUCGGCGCAACCCGAGCGCGGUGGUCGUGGUCGUGGCGGGUUCCCGCCUCGCGGUGGACCACCGCAUCAACACCCGCAUGCGCAUGUUCCUCACCGAGGUGGAUAUGUGCCGCGUGGUGGGCAUGGGCCGAGGGGUGGACGGGGUGGACCAAGGGGAGGGUUCAGGGGGCGUGGGGGUAUUGUGCAGACGCCCGCGUCGUAA